This is a messenger RNA of Apiotrichum porosum, 1722 nucleotides long. RefSeq lists its product as uncharacterized. NCBI's taxonomy places the organism in Eukaryota, Fungi, Basidiomycota, Tremellomycetes, Trichosporonales, Trichosporonaceae. The record is from RefSeq and is a predicted model, not a curated record. Gene Ontology annotation, molecular function: DNA-binding transcription factor activity, RNA polymerase II-specific; zinc ion binding. Bases 1 to 1722 code for a protein of 573 amino acids. The transcript has 8 exons. Gene Ontology annotation, cellular component: nucleus. Gene Ontology annotation, biological process: regulation of DNA-templated transcription.
AUGCCGUCCUCACCGGCGGAACAGCCGCAGCGCACGUCGGCGACAGGUCCCCAUCGCCGUAGCAGCAAGGCAUGCGAAACAUGUCGUGUCCGCAGGAUCAAGUGCUCCGGGCCCCCGCCAUGCCAGGGCUGUAUCGCUGCGGGACUGGGCAGUUCGUGUGCUGUGCGUCUCAAGGCCAGACCCAAGCGUGCACCCUCGGCCAAGCUGUUUGCGCGUCUGAGCAACAAUGGCGGAACGGGGGCGGCCCCCUCGGUGGACGCCGGACCGUCCGGAUCGGCGCCGACGCUCCCGCCAAGCAUGUCCCACAUGAGAGAUGAAGGGACGCGGACAGUGUACAGGAAGCGUAACCCACUCGACGAGGUGGAGGGUGCGCUCGCUAUCUGGUGUGCAAACAAGGGUGUGCCCUUCUCCCAACUCGUGUUCAAGGUCGACACUCGCCUCGCCGGCCUGCCUUCGACGGCCUUGCCGCCACCCAACUUGUUGCGUGACUAUGAAGACGGCUUGAUUGAGACAUUCUUCAAUUCGCCAGAGUAUCUAGACCGUCACACCGACCACCGCGAGACGAUCCGGUCCCUGUUUGCUCGUUACCGUGCAGUUCCGGGAAGCUUGACAGAGGACCAACGUGCGCUUGUCUAUGCCAUCUUGUGUAUGGCUCGGUACCUCCAGAUCAAGUCCAACAUCAACGCCGGGACACCGCACGCGACCACCGAGGCCACGCGCGAGGACGUUACGUACUACCACAUGGGUUACGAUGCCUUGGCCACUUGGGCUCGGCCUUCGUUGACUGCUAUAUGGGCCCUCUUCUACCUCGUUCCUUACACCCUUGGGAUGGGCGGCUGGGCCGAGACCAAGGACCUCCUUCAGCAGUGGGCGUGGCAGAUCAAGGAGCUCGGCUUGCACCGCCAGGACACGGCCUCGCUGUACGCACCGCACGAGGUCGGACAGCUGUUCUUUGCCUACUUCUACACGGACAUUCUCCGCGCGUCCAUGACAGACCUCCGCCCCUUACUCCCUCUCACCGAAAUCGACGUCGACCCAACUCCAAGUGACAAGGAGUGGGCGUCCUUCCAGAGCCGCGUGUCAGACUUCAACACUCGGUUCCUUGCCGAUUUCAACGAUCCGACAGUGGACACUGGCGCGAUGGACUAUGCGGCCGCUGCAGAGUCGACCUGGUUCGGAUACGUUCGUGAACUGAGGCACUCGAUGCCUGCCGACGUCCCACGUGCCAAGAUUUCCUGGGCACAGUUCCGUUACAACUGGCUCCGCAUUCUCUUGUAUAUCCCACUCAUCAACAACCCGCCAUACCAGCCGGUGGCCUUUGGCAUGAUCACGCGUGCCGUUUCGCAAAUCUUCCAGUCGUACAGCGACCUCGUGGCGAUUGGCAACCUCAAUCCCAGUUGGCCGCAGCUGCAGCGCUUGGUCGUCUGUGGCCAGCUGCUCAUCCUGUGCCACGAGGCAGGUGAACUGCACCGCCGCGAAGCGACGCUCCUCUUCCAGAUGCUCCUCGAGUUUCUCGAAAAGCACCUCGACACGUGGCCCACAUGUGCCGAGCUCAUUCUUGGAUACCAGGCUGUGGCCAAGGCGUUUGAUAUUCAUCUUACCCCCGAUUUCGAGUUGCCGACCCUCGGUGACGACCCGGUGUUUGCGCUUCACGAGGUCCACCAGUGGCCGCUGAUCCCGUAUGGGUUGGACCUGGACUUUGACCUCACCCUGUUUCCUUGA